Messenger RNA from Opisthorchis viverrini, 666 nucleotides. RefSeq lists its product as hypothetical. The annotation marks the transcript as partial. The transcript has 4 exons. The record is from RefSeq and is a predicted model, not a curated record. Lineage: Eukaryota; Metazoa; Platyhelminthes; Trematoda; Opisthorchiida; Opisthorchiidae.
CUUGGACAAGCUAGCAAUAUCCCAGCCCAGGUGCUUCCUUCGGGUGAUGUAGCAGCUGUGAACCGAAAGGGUGUUACAGCGGAAUGGUCCGUGGUUCGAACCCGACUUCUGCCACUCGACUUGCCCUGUCUAGGCCUGGGCGACCUGGCAGUAUCCCAGCACUCGUGCUUCCUCCAGGUGCCAUGGCAGCUAGACACAGGAAGAAAGUUACAGCUGAACGAUUACUUUAUUAUUUUAGACGAAUUCACUGGCAUACCUAGAAAGGAUACCGCGACCGAGAAGGACAAAACUUUUGGAGAGCUCUCCGUACACUCACACGUUCGGAAGUCUGAGAAUACAAAGAACGUAUUAUGUUCACAAACUUCCGGGGCAUUCCUUGGUGGGCAAGCGUCUCAAGAAGAACAGACCGAUCAACCGAGUCGAAUGCGCCUCGGAAAUCCAGGAAUACUAGAAUUGUGGGUCGCUUAUACGUAUGGCGUUGUUCUAGCACCUGACGCACUCAAGUGGUUAGAGCGCGAAUUUACUGACCGAAAGGUCUAUGGUUCGAACCCGAAUUGCGCCUCUCAACUCCCCCUGUCUACUCUUGGGCAACCUGGCAGUAUCCCAAUCCUCGUGCAACCUUCAGGUGGCAUAGCAGUUAGCCACCGAAAGGGUGCUACAGCUGAA